Molecule: messenger RNA, 2902 nt
Organism: Astyanax mexicanus (Mexican tetra)
Lineage: Eukaryota; Metazoa; Chordata; Actinopteri; Characiformes; Acestrorhamphidae
Gene: ccar2
Product: cell cycle and apoptosis regulator 2
Exons: 18
Coding region: 1-2508 (835 amino acids)
Biological process (GO): regulation of DNA-templated transcription; RNA splicing
Cellular component (GO): DBIRD complex; nucleus
Molecular function (GO): RNA polymerase II complex binding
Source: RefSeq, a predicted model, not a curated record
AUGAUCAGUAGAUCCAGAACCGCGGCAGAUCAUGCUGCGACUUUAGCGCAGCUCCGCUCCGGCCGCGAGGUGGCAGCAGCACUGCGCCCUGGCGGUGUCACCCUGCCGCAGUACCGCCCCAGCAGCAGACGACGAAGACCACAAAACGCUACACACAAACCUGAGAUGAGGCAGCGGGUCUUCACCGGAGUUGUUACACAGCUACAGGACCAUCAUGGGAUGGUGGACCAGGAGGUGCGCUUUCCUAUAAGUGUUGUUGUAGGGAGGGUGCCCUUGGUUGGUGAAAAGGUGUUGGUGAAAGCAGUCCAGGAUUCUCUGCAGCCUCUCAGCUGGACUGCUCAAAGGGUGCAGGCUCUUAAUGGGCAGCCAUUUAAGUCUCCACCUCCACUGUUACCAUCCAUGUCUGCGAACAUGAAGCCGGGCAUUUUGGGAAACAAACCUCAGCCUCUUCUCAAAUCCCCCAAAAUUCCUCCUCUAAUUCCUACUAUGCAACCAAACCCAGGUGGGAUGCACCAGAUGCCCCAUCACCAGCAGAUGCCGUGGGCGGGGCCGUUUGAUGGUUGGGGCGGGAGCAGGAAAAGGCACGCUGAGCCGGUGGGAGGAAGAAGAGGUGGACGCUGGGAGGAAGGUGGAAGUUCUUGGGGAGGCGACAACACACACCUAAAGAGGCGACGAUGGAAAGCUACUCCUGAAGAAGAAGCACCAAAGAAGAGCAGCCCAGUAGCCACUCAGAGCGUCCCGCUCUUCUCCUGUUUUCCACGAGACAGCCAGGCGUUGGAUAGUCUGGAACUGCAGCGCCGGUAUCCGCACCUCCACGCCCCGCCCUCGCUAUUUCACGUGCAGCUCUGCUGGCCAGAGGGUUUCCCUCCCAGCCAGCCGCUGCCCCUCGCAGGACCAUGCAUUUUCCACGUGGGCACGAGCCAGCCUGAGACGACAAUGGACACUUCUGAGUCCACAGACUCUGCUGACAGCGGCUUUUCUGUUAAGGUGAUGCUGCUGUCGAUGCCUGGGAUCAAGGAGUUCUACUCUCAGUGCUGCGGCUGUUCGGAGGAUGGCCAGGCACGUGGAGCUGCAGUUCACCCGAUAACGCUUUUUAAGUUUCUGUUACUGGAGAAAGCAGGUGAGCUGCAGCUGCCUGGAGGUCAGUGGUCUCCCAAACUGGACGGAGCCAAUCCGUCCAACAAUGUCAGCAGUCUGAUACGCACUGCAGUCCGCUGUGUGAAGGAGCAGACUGCUCUGGACCUUACAGCUUGUACACAGUGGCACAAAAUAGCCGAGCUGAGGCUUCUGAAUGGGGAUAAGACGGAGACGGUGGUGAUCUUGCUGCCAGAUGUGUGGAAUUUGGUACCGACAGCAGAAGAGUGGGCUCAGUCACGGAACGAGCAGGAUGAUGGUUCUCCUCUCCCUGAGGAACCGUCCCUGGUGGUCCAGCCUGCUGAGGGCCUGACGCUGUCGACAGUCUCGCUGGCAACUUUAGUGGACCGGACCAAGGAUGCGUUUGAGGUGUGUCUGGUGGGUGAGCUGUUCAGUGAGAUGCUCCAGAGGGACUUCGGGCUGCAGCUCUACCACUCUCUGUGUCGCCUGCCUGAGGGUCCGAACACCCCGCAUUCCAAAGCCGAGGACAACAGCACCUCCCUGGAGGAGGAGGAGUCAAAACAGACUGACAAGCAGGCGAAAAAGAAAGGAGCUGGCGAUGCCAAGAAAAAGAAAACAAAAGAAGAGGGGAUGGAGGAGGAGGAGAAGAAUGAACAGGAACAGCAACCAGAGAGUCAGAAGGAGAGCAAGAACCAAGCAGCGGGUGAAGGAGAGGCAACUAGUGCUGCAUCAAACAAUCAGCCAAUCAAAGACAAUGAACCGCUGGGCCAUUGUGAAGAGCUGCCCCGCAGGGUGCUCCUCUCCUGGGUGUUUUUUGACAGGCAGCUGACGGGACACUUAAGAGAACAGGACCUGCAGAACAUCCUCCUCUCCCUUGGGCUCUACCUCACGCCUGCUCAGGCCCAGGACCUGGUGAAGAAGACUUUAGUUUUAGGAAAGUGUCAGUACCGUAAACUCUGCUCUCAUUGGACAGACCCAGAAGAGGAGAUCUAUGACCUCAGUGCUGAGGGAAAUAAAGGAUUGUUACCUGCACAGCCCAGUAAAGAGAAAGGCUCCUCCCGUCGGUCGGCCAGCAACGCUAACGCAGAUGUUAUCACCUAUAAAGGAACCGUCCUGAACAUUCCCAACCUGCUGCAGGCCCUCGAGUGCAGCAAGGCAGCGCAGCAGGACCUGGAGAAACGCCUCGCAACUCUGCAGGACACACUCGAGGAGGCAGUGGCAAAGCAUGAAUCUGAACAAGUAGAGCAGCUGAAGAGCAGUUUGGAGAAAGCUGAUGCGCUCAAUAAAGUCUACGAGAAAAGUCUGAAAGAGCACGCGGGUCACAUGCUGGAGGUCAUCGAGAAGAUGCAGAAAAUGGUAGACCAGACGACAGUCCUAACGAGGACGAAGGACACGACCGGAACGAAGGACUAGCAGGCCUAGUGAUCUACUGCGAGAAGCAAGAAGAACAUUUUUAAUUUAUAAAUGUUUUUUGCUAACGUCUUACACUAUGUUUAGAUAUGAAGUUUUAAUGGGAUUGUACAAUUUUAUUGUAUUUUUCCCCCUAAAAUGUUCAUUCUGAACCUCAUCAAUUUGAACCUUAUCCUAAAUGGUAUGACAAGGUCUGAAAAAAAAAUGUAGUUUGUUUUUUUGAUUAGUUUCUUAUAGAACACGUACAGAUGCAUUGCCCUUACCCUCUGUGAAGACUGUGUACGGUAUUGUUCAAUUUUUGUGGUUUACUUUAUAAAUCAAAUUAUUUAUCUUUUCCUUUUUUUAUUCAUAAGAGGGAAGGAGGAUAUGAUAUUAAAACAUCAUGUUUUGGAUCUUG